AUGGUUAAAUCUAUUAUUGCUCCAAGUAUUCUAGCUUCUGAUUUUUCAAAUCUAGGCUGUGACUGUCAUCGUGUUAUCAAUGCAGGUGCAGACUGGUUACAUAUUGAUGUCAUGGACGGACAUUUUGUUCCAAAUAUCACUCUUGGUCAACCAAUUGUAGAAUCUCUAAGAAAAGCAGUCCCAAGACCAGGUGAUGUGUCUGAUAAACCAAAAGCGUUCUUUGAUUGCCACAUGAUGGUCUCAAACCCAGAACAAUGGGUCGAAGAUUUCGCCAAGUGCGGGGCUGAUCAAUUCACUUUCCAUUACGAAUCUACAAAGGAUCCUCUGGCUCUAGUCAAAUUAAUCAAAUCCCAUGGUAUAAGGGCAGCCUGUGCCAUCAAACCAGGUACUCCAGUCGACGUCUUAUUCGAACUAGGUAAAUAUCUGGAUAUGGCAUUAGUAAUGACUGUUGAACCAGGUUUUGGUGGUCAAAAGUUCAUGCCAGAUAUGAUGCCAAAGGUUGCCAAAUUAAGAGAACUAUUCCCACAACUGGACAUUCAAGUCGACGGUGGUUUAGGUAAGGAGACGAUCCCAAUGGCUGCCAAUGCAGGUGCUAAUGUUAUCGUUGCAGGUACUAGUGUGUUUAAAGCAUCCGAUCCUGUUGAUGUCAUUAGCUUUAUGAGAGAAAAAGUCAAUGAUAACUUAAAAUCAAAAAAUCUUCUUGAUUAA
Tetrapisispora phaffii CBS 4417 is the source of this 708-nucleotide messenger RNA. RefSeq names its product ribulose-phosphate 3-epimerase RPE1 (gene RPE1). Gene Ontology annotation, cellular component: cytosol. NCBI's taxonomy places the organism in Eukaryota, Fungi, Ascomycota, Saccharomycetes, Saccharomycetales, Saccharomycetaceae. The transcript has a single exon. Gene Ontology annotation, molecular function: D-ribulose-phosphate 3-epimerase activity; metal ion binding. The record is from RefSeq and is a predicted model, not a curated record. Gene Ontology annotation, biological process: carbohydrate metabolic process; pentose-phosphate shunt; pentose-phosphate shunt, non-oxidative branch. Bases 1 to 708 code for a protein of 235 amino acids.